GGACGAUGACUAACUAUGAUAGGCCGAUAUCUCUCGGGCAUGGCUCUGAUUCAAGCACGGUGUGGGAUGCUGUACCAAGUUUAAGCUGUCAAUUACCACGCAGAAAUGUAGAGCACUGGACGACCUAUACGCGCAAAGAGCCCAGGUACUAGUAAGCCUUACUACUACUAAGGCUACCGUGACGCUAGCCUGCUGCCCAUGCAGGCCUUAGCGGCUAGGAUACUAGGUUCACGACCAUAAAUAUCAGGAAGUUGAGUCUGACCCAACUCACCAACUUAGAGCUCAACCGUCAUGUCCACAUCCGAGAAGACGCACAUUUUCAUAACAGGUGUUACCGGUUACAUCGGCGGAUCUGUUUUGUCCGCAUUGUUGUCCCACCCUAGGGCGAAAUCAUUUCAGAUCACUGUUCUCACUCGCUCCCCCGAAAAGGUCGUGCCGCUCAAUAGCCUUGGAGUCGUAGCUGUCGUCGGCUCGAACCAGGAUCUUGAAAAGCUGACAGAAUAUGCCAGGAAGUCUGAUGUAGUCUUUGCUUGCGCUGACUCUGAUGACCUCCAGGCAGCCAAAGCAAUCCUGUUGGGAUUGAAAAAGAGACACGACGAAACUGGCAAGGUCUCUAUUCUCAUCCACACCUCUGGAACCGGCGUUCUUGCAGACAAUGCAGCAGGAGAUUACGCCACUGAUAAAGUCUAUUCCGAUCUUGACAUCCCAUUGAUCGAGACACUACCCAAGACGCAACCUCAUCGUGAAGUCGACAUCGAAGUCGUCGCUGCUGAUGACAAAGGUUACGUGCGGACAUAUAUCGUUUUGCCUUCGACAAUUUAUGGAAUUGCGAAUACAUCAUUGGUCAAACUCGGCAUUCAGAAUCCGUACUCUAUACAAAUCCCUAGUCUCAUCAAAGCCGGUAUUGACAGAAAACAGGGCGGAGUCGUCGGGAAAGGGUUGAAUCUGUGGCCUAAUGUUCACAUCAGCGACAUAGCGAGUUUGUACAUCACCAUUUUCGAUGCUGCGAUCAGAGGGCCAGGCGAAGCAGGUCACGGCCGUGAGGGUUUCUAUUUUGGCGAAAAUGGAGAGCAUCGUGUGGGCAGGAUCUCUGAAGUCAUCGCGGAGUUGUUGUUUGAGGUAAAGCUGGCCAAAAGUGCUGAGCCUACAGUCUUCACAAAGGAUGAGCUGCAGAAGUAUUUCGGGGGCCCAGGUCUUGGAUCGAACUCUCGUGCUCGGGCAGACCGAUCUAAAUUGAUUGGGUGGAAGCCAGUACACACUGUCGAUAGCCUUUGGGCGAGUCUCAAGCCAGAGAUCGAGGCAAUCGCGGAGAUCCAAAACAAGUAAGUUGCGAAUCACAGAAAUUCAGGCCUCAGGAUUUGUAUGGAAGCAAUUCUUACCACCAAAUGAUAAUUAUUCGUGUCGUGUCCCUUGGUGGAUUUUUGGUUACGGUUCGAUUUACCGCUAUGCCAAGAUUUUUGAUGUCCGAUCGUCGAGUAUUGCACUUUGUUUUAUUUUAUUUGAUGUAUAU
Suillus plorans is the source of this 1510-nucleotide messenger RNA. RefSeq lists its product as uncharacterized. Lineage: Eukaryota; Fungi; Basidiomycota; Agaricomycetes; Boletales; Suillaceae. The record is from RefSeq and is a predicted model, not a curated record. The transcript is spliced from 7 exons. The coding region runs from base 292 to 1326 and encodes 344 amino acids.